Messenger RNA from Prorocentrum cordatum, 720 nucleotides. Lineage: Eukaryota; Dinophyceae; Prorocentrales; Prorocentraceae. The record is from the annotation of a GenBank genome assembly.
AUGGCGUGCUACGAGUUCAGCUUCGUGCUGCACGCUGGCUUCAUCGCAUCGGCCUUCGCGGACCUGUAUGAAGAGGAUUACGGCCCCAGCAAUGGCGACAUCACGGGUGUGCUGGCUCUCAAGGCAGACGGCAGCAUUCCACCGAGCCAGCAGGGUGCCCACAUUUACAAUUUCAGAGUUGGUGCUGGACCUGAGCAGGCCGCGCUGCGCAGGCUGCUAGCCGAGGCGCAUGGUCUGGUGACACUGGCUGGCCGUGGAGUGGCUCCGCCAGGGGCUGAAGCUGAGGUCUGGCAGCUCGCGGAAUCGGGCGCCGUCGUCUCGGUCGAUGACGCGGGCCCAGAACGGCUGGAGAUGUUUGCCGAGAAGCGCGGCCUCGCUUGCGCUGGGCGGCACGUGCUCUUGAUAGUGAAGGUGGCGAGGAAUCAGGUCGAGCAGUGGACGACGGAUGUGGAUCAGCUCGACCUGUCAGACUUGGUGGUGAUUAGGGAGAUCGCACGCCAGCUCCUGAUUAUAGAGUACCAGUACGCAGAGAAGGUUCGAGGAGGAGAGCACGGCAGAUCUGCUGGCGCCUCUUCCUCCGUCGCUGGGUUGGCCAGCAUCACGAAUGACGAGAGGGACCUGAUCGGGCGGCAGCCCGUCAAUCCCACGGUGUGCUGGGCCCUGAUGCUCAUCGGACACGUGGGUGAGGAGUUACAGAAGAAGUCGCAGUCCCAGAAGCAU